Messenger RNA from Orbicella faveolata, 1498 nucleotides. RefSeq lists its product as uncharacterized. NCBI's taxonomy places the organism in Eukaryota, Metazoa, Cnidaria, Anthozoa, Scleractinia, Merulinidae. The record is from RefSeq and is a predicted model, not a curated record.
UUUUAUUUUUUAAAGGUUGCAUGAAUGCAAGGUGUAGCUAGUUUAGUUGCGAUGCCCCACAAGACCACUGAAACAAGAAGCUCUGUAGGUCCAGCUUCCUCAACAGAGGUAAAGGUUGGCACAGACAAAAACAGUCCUUCACUGCCAAAUCCAACAGAAGCUAAAGGAGCAGAAGGUAUUGCUGUCUGUCUUUUAUUAUUUGAAAAUAAUCAACAGCAGAAGACCUCAGUACCACAAGCAAGUGUUAAUCAACAAGAGGAAGCAAAGAACAAUGCUUCAAAGAAUCCUGGAACUAGUCACAUCAGAGAUUUGUUUCUAUCAUUUGACAAAGUUCCAAUAGUUCUCAGCAGCAGCCAUGCCUCGACAGCACAAAAAUCUACACGCUUCAUCCAGGAUGGAGAUCGCUACAUUUUCUUAGUGGAAGACAACAGGACCUCCAAGGUUAGUUCAGUGUCUUCUGGAACUGAUGCCAGGUCUGCAAAAGCUUCAGAUGAGGCGGCAGAAGAAACGGUGCCUGAGGAGGAAGCAGAGGAUGAUGAAUUUUCAGACGGAGGAUCUGAAGCGUCACUGGAAGAUGUGCGCCAACAUCACGGAAUAAUCAAAACACAGAAACAAGACGAUCCUGAUUAUCUGACGCUCUUUGAAGCUCAUCAGAGAAGAUUAGAAGAUGUUGGAUCACCUACACCAGGUCAGGGGUAGAGUGAGUAGUGAAGUUAACAUACCACUUAGUAGGGUGGGGUAAAUAAGUAAUAACCUGUCACUACUUUUGAAGUCUGAUUAAAAAAAAAAAAAUGUUUUCACUACUGAAAAAAUGGGAAACCCAACUGAGUCAAUCUUCCCCCCGACUUUAGAUUUAAUUUUGUUUUUCCAAUUGUCUUGUAGUCUUUUGGUUGGGGAAAUUGUUAGAGAUAAAGAGAGAAUUGUUAGAGUUAAAGUUUGCCUAUUAUAAUUACUUUUAAAUGCGGAAUUGAUCGUCACUACGCGUCCACGAAAAAUCAUUAAUAUUACCAUGGGACGUCUGUAUUUAAUUCUUUUGUGUCUGAAUUCUGCCUGGAUACUCUUUAAUCGUCAUCUUCCUCCUAACUUCGCAUGAAAACUGCUAAAAAUGUGACCGAAAGAACGAAUAGGAAAGGGAGGGAAAAAUCUACUGCGUCGCGUUUGCACAAUCUGUUUAAGUGGUAUUAAAUAUGAGCAGUUUGCGGGUAGGUAAGUUAAUCGUUUUGUUAUGAACCAAGCAGUUUAUAACUCUGUAAGUCGACCGCUUUGGUAUACGUAAAAUGAAUUUUCUGCCUAUGUCAUUAUUUGUGAUAGCUACUGAUCGAAAAUGAAACUUUCAAACGAAACCAUACCAUGCAAUUUUUAAAUUUAAAAAUUGGCCUUUGCCGUCCUUAUUUAUCUGUUAGACAGUAUCAAAUUUUGGAUAGAAGUGUAUCCUCAGAGGUAUUCAAAUCCAGGUUCAUUUUUCAAUCUCGUCUAUUAUGUUUCUCUUCUCACGAAA